Messenger RNA from Brachypodium distachyon (stiff brome), 438 nucleotides. RefSeq names its product mucin-7-like. NCBI's taxonomy places the organism in Eukaryota, Viridiplantae, Streptophyta, Magnoliopsida, Poales, Poaceae. The record is from RefSeq and is a predicted model, not a curated record. The coding region runs from base 1 to 438 and encodes 145 amino acids. The transcript has a single exon.
AUGUUGAGCAGUUCGGCGUCCCCAUUGCUUGGUGAAGAAGAUGACUUUGAGACCGCCCUCGCACCGCCCCCGCGGCCGUUGUACUGCCCCGCCCACGGGUUCGGGCCGUGCCCGGCAAGGGACGGCACGGCGCCGCCACUCCCGUCGCCUACUCCACCCGCACCGGCCGUCGACUCCACGCCUCCAACCGUCGACAACGAGAUUCCGGCCGCCGACUCCGCGCCCCCAACGGCAGACGCCGAGCCUCUGGUCACCGACCCCGCUCCACCGGCCGACGACGGCGCCGCACUCGACGACGUCCACCCGGAGGCGAGGCGCCUCCUCCGCAAGUUUGCGGCCGCCAUGGCGGCACACCGCUCCAGUCCUGCCGCCAGCGGGUGGAACCCUGCGUCCCUCGGCCUCUCGUCCUGCAACGAUGGGGGGCCAUCCUUCCCCUAG